AUGAUGGUUCAAGAUUGCAUCGCGAGGAGUCGUGAGUGGCUAUACAAACUGCCUUGCAUUCAGCGUCACCACUGAGCGAGCGCCCGUGCGGUGCGGCCAGGGGCAAGGUCGCGCGUGAGGUCUGGCUCACGUGACAUCCUACUUGGCUCGACUUGUUGCCUAUUAAUUGAGAGAAGAAAGUUAGCUUGCGUGACUUGAACAGCCUGGAUCACUGAGCGCCGCAAAAGUCAAUCAGUGGAUCAAGAAUCACUGAAUGCAAAUGAUUUCGUUUCCGCAACAUCAUCAUCGUAGAAUGUUCGGAUCUGCACAAACAUUCCUCGGGAUCUGAGGGCCUUCCAUGGCCAUGUGGAGCACGAUGUUAUCAGCCAGGGAAGGGGCGUUCCGAUGCUGCUGCCCUCACAGCAUUCGCCCAACCGAACAAUCAAGGGUGGCGCUAAGACGAAUAGCAAGGCUGCACACGACUCCGUUUGCGCAAACAGAAGCUCCUGCCCCUCCUCCUGCUCAUCAUCGGACGCCAGCGGGGCAAGCUUUCGGCGGUGGAUCAUCGAACGAGAAGCUUUACAGCGGUACGUUGCAGCUGCCCAAGACGGCCUUUCCUAUGGCCGCGUCGCCCGAGAAGAGAGAAAAGCUUUUUCGUAGAAGGACGACAUAUGAGCUAUAUGCUUGGCAAGUGCGUAGUAUAGGAAUGUAUAGUGCUGGCUCCCUGUAGCCCCGUGCUCAUCCCUGGCUUCCUUUUCUGCCAGCGCGAGAACAAUACAGGGCCUUCUUUCGUGUUGCAUGACGGGCCUCCGUAUGCCAACGGACCCUUGCAUAUAGGUGGGGAAAGAUGAUUCGGCAGUGCAUCGAAGGUUUUCUGACUUGAGAGACGAUUCCGAAAAUGCCCAGGUCACGCGUUGAAUAAGAUCCUCAAGGAUGUCAUCAUCAGAUACCACAUGCUGCAAGGCCGCCGCGUGCAGUGAGCCAUGAUGGCGACACUCUACUGGACAGCGAAGAGCGGCUGACCAUUUCUCCUCGUCUUUCUGCAGCUUUGCUCCAGGUUGGGACUGUCAUGGUCUGCCUAUUGAGCUCAAAGCUCUGGGAACGCUGAGCAGCGAAGGCGCUCCUCCGACUCAAGAUCCGUUGGCUCUCCGAGCAGAGGCGCGACGCAUCGCGGAAACAGAGAUAGAUGGUCAGCGAUUAGGGUUCCGGUCAUUUGCACUGAUGGCCAAUUGGGCGGAGCAGAGCACCUAUAGGACGUUCGGUGAGUAGGAGGCGGCGCCUUUGGGUUUCAGAUUCUUGUAUUGACUGUCUCGAAGCACAAUCCGCGGAACAGAUCUCACGUACGAACUCAAGCAGCUGCAGAUAUUCAGGGAGAUGGUGCACAAAGGUGGGCUGCCUUUCCUGCACACUCUGGCCCCUGGGGUGUCUCACUGACCAUCCGAUGGCGCAUACUAGGACUCAUCUACCGUGCAUACAAGCCCGUCUACUGGUCGCACGCCUCCCGAUCGGCACUUGCGGAAGCCGAGCUGGAAUACCAUGAAGACUUCAUGUCGCACACCGUCUUUGUCCGCUACCCCAUGCAAAUUGGGCCCCAAUUGCGGCAGGCGAUGAUGAAUGAGCCCGGAUCUGCAGCUCUGGCCAAUGCUCGCAAGCCAAUCAGCGCCUUGAUCUGGACGACCACUCCCUGGACGCUUCCCUCCAAUAAAGUAGGUCGCACGGUUCUCAUCUUUGCCGCCAAAUUUUAUCUUACCUGCAUCCUUAUCCCAGGCAGUCGCAGUCAAUCCAGAGCUCGAUUACAGCUUGGUGCGAGUGCAAGAAGGCCCGAUGCAGGGCGAGACAUUCUUCAUUGGGACAGAUAGGAUUGGCUUCUUGUCAAAUUUGAAGCUUCCAGGCUCCGACGCAGGCGGGAACAGGUACCGCGUUGGGCCUAUGGAAGAGCUUGUCGUCGUGAAAGGUGAGUCAUCAUGUAAAAUGCUAAUUGCAUUGCCACACGCUCUCGAAAACUGACGUCGGUGCUACCACUCCAACAUACCCACAGGCGCUCAGCUUUUGGAUUCUACAUAUCGUCAUUGCUUUUUGCCGGACGAUGCUGAGCCCCGUCCGAUCCUGCCAGCAAGCUAUGUGACGGCGUCCAGUGGAACGGGGCUUGUACACACUGCCCCAGCCCAUGGCGCAGAAGAUUACGAGCUGUGGCGAGAGCACGGAGCGCUUAGACGUGAACAGCUCUUCUCGCCCAUCGAUGAUGAAGGUCGCUACACAGAACAGCUCAGGGAGCUGUCCGGUGGUGCAGAAAACCUCAUCGGCUACAUGGCAGGACACCGUGGUGACGCGCUCGUGAUCAAAUUGCUCGAAGCGAACGACGCUUUGUUCAUGAGUUGGCAUCUCAAGCACUCUGUCCCAAUUGACUGGCGUUUGAAGCAGCCUGUAAUGGUCCGGUGCGUUGCGUCGGGUCGCUCCGCGUUCGAGCGAUGCAUAGCUGAUUACACCGUCUCCGGACAUUCAGCGCGACAUCACAAUGGUUUGCGGAUGUAGGCAAAAUCAAGAACCGUGCACUGCAAGCGCUUGAGAAGGUCAACUUCUUCCCGGCCAGUGGAAAAGCCCGCUUACAGUCGUUGGUGUCUGGCAGGGCGGAAUGGUGCAUUUCUCGACAAAGGGCCUGGGGUGUGCCCAUCCCAGUCUUGUACGACGCAGACACAGAAGAAGCCCUGAUAACGCCCGAGAACGUCGAUCACAUUAUCGCCGUGCUUGCUGAAAAGGGCACGGACUAUUGGUGGGAGGGUGCUGCGGACGAAUUUGUCGCGCCUCAAUACCGCGACGAUUUCAAAGCUUGGCGAAAGGGAACGGAUACGAUCGACGUUUGGUUUGACAGCGGCAGCAGCUGGGCAAACCUGGCUGAGCAGGUCGGCGCCGAGAGAGAAGGCCAGCCACUCGCAGACGUGUAUUUCGAGGGGACUGAUCAGCACAGGGGAUGGUUUCAAUCCUCGCUCUUGACCAGAAUCGCAAUGCAAGACACGAGCUCGCAAGCCGCUGAGUCAGUUCUCGCGCCGUACGCGAAUGUGGUCACGCACGGCUUUGUGACAGAUAGGAGAGGGUGGAAAAUGAGCAAGAGCCUUAAGAACGUGCUUGGACCCGAGUUCUUCAUCGAUGGUGGUCAUAAAAGAAACGAUCCAGCAUAUGGCGCCGAUCCUCUUCGAUUCUGGGCCGCUUCCGCAGACUAUACAAGAUCUGUGCCCAUCGGCACUUUGAUCAUCAAACACGCCGAUCAAGCUCUCCGAAAGAUUCGCAACACGGCUAGGUUCAUGUUGGCCAACAUCUCGACGGCGGAGAUCCCUAGCCUUGAGGACGUGGAGUUGAGUUUGGUUAGUUGUUGCGCUCCGAGGCCGAACGCGCAGGAGUAGCUUACCGCUUGAUGCCGACCAUGGCCGUAGUUGAAUCGAUACAUGCUGCACGAGAUGUAUGUGCUUGACCGCGACGUCAGAACAGCCUACGAGACUUUUGACUUUGCCUCUGGUGAGUGCCGACCGAUGUGAGGUUUAAGCACCCGCUUUACUCACCCACUGACUCUCACUUGCACCUAAAUAGUCGUGCGAAAGAUCACGCAUACGGCCAACAAUUUGUUGAGUGCAUUUUAUCUCGACAUUGCCAAGGAUAUCCUCUACGCAGAUCGUGCGAAUAGCGAGCAGCGCAAGGCCGUCUUGGCAGUGACAGACCAGGUGAGACAACCAAAGCGAGCGUGGUGAAUUCAGAGCUUGCGCUGAGCUGUUGCAUCGACGCUGUGCAGAUCCUGCGGCUCUACACCUCCGUGCUGGCUCCAAUUACCCCUCAUCUUGCAGAAGAGAUUCAUCACUUCAGAGCCGAUCAGCCCGUCGAUCCGCAGCCCAAAGAGGCGGGAGCAGUCUCCUUCUUUCACAGCCGCUGGCAAGGGGUGGUGAGUGCUCCCGUCGGCUCUCUCGCCUCCGCUUCCUGUAUGCUGACUCGAGAACGUUUGACUACUUGCAGGAUGAACGGUGGCGCGACGAGGACGCAGCUGCACAAAUGCAUCCGAUGCUGGAGCUCAAGAACGGAAUUUUCGCUGCUCUUGAGAUCGGUCGUAAAGAUGGGUAAGUGCCGCGCUGACUCAUCAUGCAAGCUCGGCCUCACCUGGACUGCCUACAUCCCUUCCAGCCUUCUCAAGGCGGCCCUCGAGACUGACGUUGUCAUCGACCUAGACGCCUCCACAAAUGAGGCGUUGAAAGGUAUUCUCGAGCGCAACGGUAUGUGAUGGCCGCAGACAAGAUGCCCUUGGCAACUUCUGAUACUUUGUCUCCUUGCCAACGAUGUCGCACAGGCGAGGAGUUGUCGACCAUCUUCUUGGUUUCGCACGUACACCUAUCGAAGGAUAAGGUGGCACGGACAGCGAGUGCAGCAGGAGCUUACUCAAUUCCCGCUGUGCAUAGCGGCAUAGCAUUUGAAAUUCGCCCCUCGAUAGGCCACAAAUGCGCGAGAUGUAGGACGUACAGAAAGGCAGUGGUGGAAGAUAGGCUGUGCGGUCGUUGUGAGGACGCCGUUCAAAUCUACGAAGCUGCCAAUGGUCCAAUUACAACCACCUCACCUUAA
Molecule: messenger RNA, 4575 nt
Organism: Ceraceosorus bombacis
Lineage: Eukaryota; Fungi; Basidiomycota; Exobasidiomycetes; Ceraceosorales; Ceraceosoraceae
Source: the annotation of a GenBank genome assembly